This is a messenger RNA of Opisthorchis viverrini, 477 nucleotides long. RefSeq lists its product as hypothetical. Lineage: Eukaryota; Metazoa; Platyhelminthes; Trematoda; Opisthorchiida; Opisthorchiidae. The coding region runs from base 1 to 477 and encodes 158 amino acids. The transcript has 4 exons. The record is from RefSeq and is a predicted model, not a curated record.
AUGGCUACCAACCGAUGUCAGUGGGAUCUUGUGUUCGGUUCCUAUCCGGAUUGUCUGAAUGAGUGUUUGGAGGCGAGCGUACGUCAAAUAAUGCGUGGACUUGACGGAAUGCUCAUUAGGAACCUCCAAAGACGGACGGACCGUUGGACAGAACAUCUCGUGUCCCAGUUCAGCCAAGGUGCUUCUAUUAUGGCAACUUCCACUAAGUGCUAUAGCGCGAAUUUACUGACCUCACCUCUGCCUCUAGACUUCCCCUGUCUAGGUUUGGGCAACCUGGCUGUAUUCCAGCCCUCAUGCUUUCUUUGGAUGGCAUGGCAGUUAAGCACCGAAAGAAUGCUGCAUAAAUCUAUCAAUUGGAAAAAUAUGCCAUUCAGUUGCACCCCCCCAUCGAACUGUAGCACCCUUUGGGUGCCUAACUGGGAUGCCACCCGCAGGAAGCACGAGGGCUGGGAUAUUGCCAGGUUGCCCAAGUGUUAG